AUCCGGGCAUGCGUAGUAGAUUCAGCGUUUUCUUAUCUUACUGGUGUAUAGCUUUUGACUAAUUUCAAAUUGUUUUUGUUUUGUUUUUUUCCAUAAACUUUUAAUUUCUUUUCUUGCUCCGUGCUUCUUAAAUACAGGAGAAACAAUAAGUCAUUUCAUUUCUGGAUUUACAAACAUGCAAGCAACUUCUAACGCCACAGAUAUCACUUCAUCUUUGGCGCAUCCACUUCCACCACAAAUGUCUGAAACGAUGAUUUCUUCAGACUCCUCGGAAGAAGCUGCUAAGGCUAGCUCUAGAUCAGCUACCGCCGAAUCCUGCACGUCUACAACCCAAGUAAAUGAAACAUCACAAAGCUCAAGAGCAAGCGAUGGACAUGAUGAAGGCCCAGGUUCAGCCAGUGCACUUGCUGUUAAAAACCAGUGUAUCAGUAAUGAGGCAGAUAAUGACAAUACCAGUGAAAUCAGUGAUUUCUCAGACUUGAGUCAGGAGUCAUGGCAACCAGUACAAGGUCCCAUAGCCUGGGUUCAGGAACAGAUGAGAAAAGGACAGAGCCCUCACAAAAUAUUGGAAGACCUUGUACCAUCUGGUACCGUGAUUCCUGAGGGUCUUGAUCCAAUAAUGUUGUGGAAGAUCAUCAUUAGUAUUGUUUCGGAGCCACCAAAGCGCAAGAAACUGACAGACAUUAACACAUUAGAUGAUGUGCUUAGGCUGCUCAGAAACUCAAAAAAGAUAAUGGUUUUGACUGGUGCAGGGGUUUCUGUAUCAUGUGGUAUACCAGAUUUUCGAUCUCGUGAUGGUAUAUAUGCAAGACUGGCUAAGGAUUUUCCCAAUCUUCCAGAUCCACAGGCAAUGUUUGAUAUACACUUUUUCCGAUCAGAUCCAAGGCCAUUCUUCAAAUUUGCUAAAGAAAUUUACCCAGGUCAAUUUCGUCCUUCCCUUUGUCACUAUUUCAUUAAAUUGCUAGAAGAGAAAGGUAAACUGUUGAGAAACUAUACGCAAAACAUAGACACACUAGAACAAGUGGCUGGGAUACAGAAUGUGAUACAGUGCCAUGGUUCAUUUGCCACAGCUUCUUGCACAGUUUGUGGAUAUAAGGUGGAUUCUGAUGCAAUUCAAGAAGAUAUAUUCAACCAAGUGAUCCCUCAUUGUCCAAGAUGCUCCCCAGCAGUACAUAAUGCUGUAAUGAAACCAGAUAUUGUCUUCUUUGGAGAAAGUCUUCCAGAGCAUUUUCACAACCAAAUGGCAGCGGAUAAAGAUGAAUGUGACCUUCUUAUUGUUAUUGGUUCAUCUCUUAAAGUUCGCCCUGUCGCCCUUAUUCCUAACUCUUUACCAGCUCAUGUGCCACAGAUUUUAAUAAACAGGGAAAGACUUCACCACUUCAACUUUGAUGUAGAACUUCUUGGUAAUUGUGAUGGAAUUAUGGCUGAACUUUGUCGUAGGCUUGGUCCAGGUUGGGACCACCUAGCUACACCAGGACCACCACUAGAUGAAGUGACUAUGUCUAGUCUUCCAACUCCACCAAUAAGUCCAGAAUCAAUAGAAUCCCAUGCUUCUGUGUGCUGUAAAUCUCAUGAGGCUCUUUCUCCUUCUGUCACCAAUAGAGCAGCUUACAUCAAUUCAUUGACCAAUGCAGAGGAUGAAGUAGAAAUUAGCACAUCAGAAUGCAUUGUUAGCUCUGCAGCUACAUCUCAGAAAGCAUCAUCCCCUUCAGUAGAGGAAGAUGUUGCAGGCACCAACGAAGUUGUGACAUCUCAAUCUGACUCAGCCUGCUGCAAAAGUCACAAGGCCCACCACUACAAACAUUCAGGCAAGUGGACUUUCUCAUCAUCUCGUAACACUCUAGCCCUGACUGACUGUGUAUCACCUGCAGAUCAUUCAUGCUCCCCUCACUCCGACCACCCUACAAACAGCUCUUGCUCAUCCCAGGAGAUUGAAACACUGGUCAGUGCAUGUCAUAAAAAGGAUGUUAUGUAUGUGCCCAACAAAAAGUCUCACUCACACCACCGGCAAACCAAUUCUCAUUCUUACCACAAUCACCACAGCCAGGAGCAGCAGUUGGGCACUUUCGUGCAUACUACUUUUGAUCCUGAGCAGCACAGAGCUGCUCUAUUGCUUGAUCAGCUUGGCUCUCAGCAGCCAAAGAAAGCAGAAAAAAGAGCCCAUGAUGUUAGUGAAUUUGCUGAGGCUGAUUCCCAGGGGGAACAUUGUGCUGAAGUGAAGAGACCUCGGCUAGAAUCUCACUGUGAAGAAGUGAAUGGAAAUGAGGUUGAUCUAGUGAGAAGUGAUUCUAUAUCACAAGAUGGAUCACUGGAGGACAUCAGAAAAAUGUGGUGUAGUAAAAACAGGGUCAGUUUGGCACACAGAAUGGCUGAGCACCAAGUACUUUAUCUCCCACCAAGUAGCUAUGUCUUUAAAGGGGCUGAAGUAUACACAGAUUCUGAAAGUUCCGAUUCCAGUGAUGAUGAUGAUGAGGAGGAGGAUGAAGAUGCCAAUGAAGAGAGUAGUGCUUCCAGUGAGGCAGAGGCUGACCAGUCCCAUGAAAUAUCUGUUGAAGCUGCUGGAGGAGCAGAUUCUUCUGGCCUUGCCACUUCAGAAGUUGAUUCUCCUGGAGCUGAUGAGCUCUCCACUCUGAAUGAAUCUCAGAAUAAUGAGUGCCUCUCUAUGCCAGACAUUCCAGUUGAUGUGGCAGCUGAUGCCUUAUCUGCGUGCCAAGUCUCUUCUACAGAUGACAUUAAGUCAUUCUGAAUGGAUUGCAUUCAUUUGAUGGCCACCCCAGAACUUUCAACUUUUAAUAAGUAUGUAUCCUUACUAAGUUCAUUUAGAACAACAUACAUAAGAUUUGCUUGUCAUAUUACUCGUUUCUUUUUGAACAGCAUACAUAGGAUUUGCUCAUUGGUAUGGUAAUGAAAAUAAUGACCAUAUCAUUCUGAAAGUUGUAUACCAGUACCUACUUGUGAGAAUCAUCUUCCUUUUCUUAAAACUAAUCAAGGUAUUAGAUUGUAUCAGAAAAUAUAGAAAGUUUUAUUUUGGGAUGAAUUGGUAGUGGACAUGAAAUGUGACUGUUCUGAGUGUGCUCCAUAUUUACAAUAUAUAUAUAUGUUGAUCAUCUGUUAGUUGGAUUUAUGCUGUGUUGUCUGGUUUAAUAUUUUGUGUUUGAAUUCUUGCUCUGUUGUAUCUAUUGUACUUUAUAAUUGUAUUUCCUCCUUAUCCUCUGGCUGUGACUGUCGACUCUAGCAGCAUUAAAUGAUUGUACUUAGCAUCUACUUCUGUGCAGUGACCACUUCCUAUUGUGGUGUAAUCUGUAUUGCAGUGGUUCUUGUUCAAUAGUUUUGAGUUCAUUAGUUGUGAUUUUCCUUGUGAAUGAAGGUGCUGUUGGACACUCUUCUGUGUGGCCAGUAUACAGUCUGUUACAAAACUGUUGUUUUAUCUAAACAUCAGAUUUUUUUAUUCCCCAGAUGAUUUUUCAUUCAACUGUUAAUAAAUGUCAUGGCAGCAUGAUUGUUUGGAAAGUUCUUACAUUGUACUAGAAACUGAUGACAAUAGUUUGACUGUCACUGAUACAUUAUUGUGUAUACAUACAAUGUCUAUUCAAAUCAAUGUAUAACAAAUAAAAGAUUGUAGAAACAAA
Molecule: messenger RNA, 3629 nt
Organism: Biomphalaria glabrata
Lineage: Eukaryota; Metazoa; Mollusca; Gastropoda; Planorbidae
Product: NAD-dependent protein deacetylase sirtuin-1-like
Exons: 10
Coding region: 176-2746 (856 amino acids)
Molecular function (GO): NAD+ binding
Source: RefSeq, a predicted model, not a curated record